Messenger RNA from Culex quinquefasciatus (southern house mosquito), 1390 nucleotides. RefSeq names its product solute carrier family 25 member 35. The record is from RefSeq and is a predicted model, not a curated record. The transcript has 3 exons. Bases 275 to 1177 code for a protein of 300 amino acids. NCBI's taxonomy places the organism in Eukaryota, Metazoa, Arthropoda, Insecta, Diptera, Culicidae.
GCACGUUUAGAUGCCGCAAAGACGCAUGUUUAGAAACGCCGUGGAAAGGUAGUAAACGGUGCUAAAAGUUGGCAAAACUCCGACGACGGCGGCGGUGACGAACGCGAAUUUCGUCGUCGUUUGAUGCAAGUCUAAAAUAGAUUCUCGGGGUGCAUCUUGUCUUGGGUCAGUACGGCAAAAGUACGCGCGAUUGACGAAAGUAGUGUUGGAAAGUUGAGCGGGUUUGGUUUGGAAUUUCUUUAAAGCCGUCGUCGAUCCGUGGAGUACCGCCGGCAUGGACUUCCUGCUGGGAGGUUGUGCGGCCACCUGUGCCGGCAUCUUCAGCAAUCCGUUCGACGUGAUCAAAACGCGCCAGCAGCUGCAGGGCGAGCUCGGCGAUCAACCCGGAACGCACCGCAACCCGUACCGGUCCAUCUUCAAGUCGUUUCAGUCGAUCCUCAAAGCCGAAGGAAUCGCCGGACUCCAAAAGGGCCUGGUCUCAGCGCUGGCAUUCCAGUUCACCAUGAACAGCAUCCGGCUGGGAAUCUACCAAACCGCGGAAAACUACGAGUGGACCCGCGGCCGGAACAAACUGACCUCCCUGCUCUACUCGAUCGGUUGGGGCGGCCUCAGCGGAGUGAUCGGUGCGACCGUGGCCUGCCCGCUCUACAUGAUCAAAACGCAAAUCCAGGCCACGUCCCACGGGAAGUACGCGGUCGGAUUUCAGCACAACCACGCGGGGACGUUCGACGCCCUGGCCAGGAUCUAUCGGACGUACGGCAUAACCGGGCUGUGGCGGGGCUACCCGGGAAUCGUGACCCGGACCGCCGUUGGGUCAUCCGCCCAGUUAGCGACCUUUUCCCAGUGCAAGGAGUUUUUCGUGCAGUUUGAGUUCUUCCAGGAGUCGGUCAUGGCGACGGCCUUCGUGGCCAGCAUGUUCAGCGGGUUCUUCUGCUGCGUUUUCAUGUCCCCGUUCGACGUGAUCGCGACCAGGCUGUUCAAUCAAGGCGUCGACAGCCGGGGUCGCGGCCUCCUGUACACCAGCGUCUUGGAUUGCUUCAGCAAAACACUGCGCGCCGAGGGCCUUCACGGGCUUUACAAGGGCUUCGUGCCCAACUACUGGAGGAUCGCGCCGCACACCAUCCUGAACCUGACCUUCUGGGACCAGUUCAAAAGCUGGAAGGACCUGUACUACUAGAGUGUGUGUUUUUAAAAGUUGGGCGAAAUGCUUUGAAAUGCUUUGACUAGUUUUAGCGGGACUACAAGACGACAACGUGAUAUUGUACAAUUCUUUUUUUUUACUUAUUAACUGUUAGGCUUAUUAAAGAAAGAGAGAGAGAGAGUUUGUAGCUUGUAAGAUAUUAGGCAAUCUUUUUUUCCGAUUUUAAAUGCACCGAACGAAACGAAACAA